Messenger RNA from Pseudovirgaria hyperparasitica, 670 nucleotides. RefSeq lists its product as uncharacterized. The transcript has a single exon. Lineage: Eukaryota; Fungi; Ascomycota; Dothideomycetes; Acrospermales; Acrospermaceae. Bases 96 to 464 code for a protein of 122 amino acids. The record is from RefSeq and is a predicted model, not a curated record.
CCACCAUCCAGUCCACAGAAUAACCACCCUCUCAAAACCCCUUCCCCCCAGAAAAACACACCCCCAACCCAACCCCUCACAAACCUCCUCCCACAAUGACCACCCCCAAACCCAUGACGCACCUCCCCAACGCCCAAAAAACCUUCCAACCACCCGUCCUCCCCACCCAAGCCAACGCCUUCCUCGGCGACGUCGCCUCCAGCCAACACCUCGACGCCGACAAGCCCAUCAGCUGCGGCUUCUACCGGCUCGAAAAGGGCGCCCCGCUCGUCUACACCUACACCUACCACGAGUGCAAGAUCAUCCUCGAGGGCAGCUUCGAGAUUGCGGAUGAGACGGGCCAGAGCGUGAGUGCGCGGCCGGGGGAUGUGUUCUUCUUUCCGAAGGGUGCCACGAUCACGUUUCGGACGGAGGAGUAUGGGUUGGCGUUUUAUACGGGGCAGAGGGCGGAGGGGGCGGCGUAGAGGAGUGCUUGGGGUUUGGGAUAGGGGGAGGCAAGACUAUGGAGUUUGAGGGGUGGUAGGAGGAGAAGGAGCUGUGAAGGCUUUCUGGGUGUAUUGUGUGUGUUUGAUGUAAACAAGCAUCCAUCCACAUCGGGUAUGCAAUCCAUCUAUCCAUAUGCAGGACACAAAAUACGCACCACGCUCUGACGAGUACCCACACCAGCGCG